CACUUGCGCAUUGGUUCGAUCACCAGGGAGACCGUUGCCGGGAAACGCGGUGUCCGAGGCCCCGCGAGUUUGUGCUGCUGCAGAAUAAUGGCCAGUAAGAAGAAGGAGAUAAUACUGCAGGUUACUGUCAAUAACCAGGAGCUUUGGGAGGAAAUGCUGGGUUUCAAAGGACUGAUAGUUGUUGAUGUGUAUCAAGGCUGGUGUGGUCCAUGCAGAACAGUUGUGAACCUUUUCAGAAAAAUAAGGAAUGAGCUUGGUGAUGACCUCCUGCAUUUUGCCCUGGCUGAAGUAGAUUCCAUUGAUGCUCUAGAGAACUACAGAGGAAAAUGUGAACCUAUCUUUCUGUUUUAUGCAGGAGGAGAAUUAGUAGCUGUUGUAAGAGGAGCCAAUGCACCACUGUUACAGAAAACGAUCCUGGACCAGCUGGAGGCAGAAAGGAAGGUUUUAGAACAAGGAGCAGAACGUGUAGUGAUUAAGGAUGAAGCCCUCUCCAAGGAAGGAGAAGAUGCCACCAUCAUUCAGGAAGAAUAGGAAAAUUAGUUGGAUUAAUGAGCCCCUAAUCUUUUGGGAUUGCUUCUUCAGUUAUCCUAUUGAAGUGGAGGAGGAAUUUUAGAGAUGCCUUUUUGCCUUUUAUAGGUGCUGCUUCUACAUGCUAUGCUGCUUUUGCUCCUCCCUCUGAAGACAUUUGCACACAACUAAUGUGUUUAUGAGCUGACAUUAAUGAAGAAAUUCAAUGUCUGAUAUUUCUUGCUCUGUUUUUUCUUUGGCGCACAUGUUGGGUCAAAUCCUACAGCCUGUGCAAGAGCUCUGGAAGCCCCUCUGAGGCAGUGGAGAUGGCAUGAUUCCCUCUUGCCAGAGAAGCCCAGUGCAGAGAGACUAUGCCGGCCUCUAAAGUUCCUCAGAGGUUUUUCUAGUCUUGACUCUCUAAGCAGCAUAGUGUUGCCCACCACAGCUCUCUUACCCACAGAACUGCACUGUGUGGUUGGGUGGAGUCAACAGCUGUGUGACAAAGUGCACUCCCUGUUCAAAACACCAGUGGAGGUCCAGGCAAAGGUGAAAGUA
Messenger RNA from Dermochelys coriacea (leatherback sea turtle), 1062 nucleotides. It is a transcript of the gene NME9, whose product is annotated as NME/NM23 family member 9. NCBI's taxonomy places the organism in Eukaryota, Metazoa, Chordata, Testudines, Dermochelyidae. The record is from RefSeq and is a predicted model, not a curated record. Bases 88 to 531 code for a protein of 147 amino acids. The transcript has 8 exons.